Molecule: messenger RNA, 1178 nt
Organism: Cucurbita maxima (winter squash)
Lineage: Eukaryota; Viridiplantae; Streptophyta; Magnoliopsida; Cucurbitales; Cucurbitaceae
Product: photosynthetic NDH subunit of subcomplex B 5, chloroplastic
Exons: 8
Coding region: 30-701 (223 amino acids)
Biological process (GO): response to oxidative stress
Cellular component (GO): chloroplast
Source: RefSeq, a predicted model, not a curated record
CCCAGAAACUAAAGAAGAUAAGCCCGAAAAUGGCGCUCUGUUCUUCCCUCCCCGUUCUUUCUUUCAAUCCACUCCCCAAAAUCAUCUUCAAAUCUUCUGGAAUUAGUGCUACAGCGUUCUCGAAUCGGAGUAUUCCAGGAAUCAAUGGAAUCUCCGCCGCCAAGUUGCUCGGAAAAUCGGCGAGGGGAAGCCGCUUACGGCGUCUCAAUGCGGCUGGAUUGUCCGAGAUUGAACCCGACUUAAACGAAGAUCCUGUAGAUCGUUGGGAGACUAACAGUGUCAGCGCUGAAGAUUUUGAGUAUGGAGUGUACGAUGGGCAUCACACUUACUUUGAGGGCGAGAAAAAAGGAACAUUCUGGGGAGCCAUUGCAGAUGAUAUUGCUGCAGUUGGACCUCCAACAGGCUUUCAGGGCUUCAUCUCGUGGCUCUUCUUACCAGUAGUUGCCGCUGCAAUGUACUUCAAUGUUCCGGGGGAGUAUAUAUACAUUGGAGCAGCUGUGUUUACAAUAGUAUUCUGCAUAAUUGAAAUGGACAAACCAGACCAACCACACAACUUUGAACCUCAAAUAUAUAACAUGGAGCGUGGGGCUCGUGACAAGUUGAUAUCAGAUUACAACACCAUGGACAUCUGGGAAUUCAAUGAGAAGUAUGGAGACUUGUGGGAUUUCACUGUGAAGAAUGAUGAUAUAACAAAGAGAUGAUUGUCGACUGCUUCUCAGUAAUGUAAUGAGAACUUGAUGAUACAGGCAAAUAUGAACAAAAAAUAAGCAUAAAAAUGUCCCAACCAGAGUUUCAAAUUCUUAAGGUUAGAAAUCAUCCUGCAAAUUUAAUUACAUUACAUCCAAAAGUUCAAACAUUGCUCUAUUUUGCAGGCUUGUCUAGUAAUUGGGCUGAAAUAAAAAAAAAAAAUAUUAAAGGGUAUUAGACAUGGGCGGGCUAGUCCGCAUCCAUGGGAGCAAAUGGAUUCUAUACGAUGCCUUUUUGAUCUUGUGAAUAACUUCGACUGGUCCAUAGUAUUUUCUCACGAGUCUUCGACUCAUUGUUUUGAUCUCGGAGUUGAUGUGACCUCAACUUAAUUAGAACUCUCUCUCCUUCUUGAAACUGUCAUGGUCGACGCUUUCGACCAACCCUUCUCAUUCUCUGUCUCGAUGGUACUUCUACGUGACCAUGUGUUGUUU